Molecule: messenger RNA, 14697 nt
Organism: Porites lobata
Lineage: Eukaryota; Metazoa; Cnidaria; Anthozoa; Scleractinia; Poritidae
Source: the annotation of a GenBank genome assembly
AUGGCUUUGAAAAUUGAUAUUCAUAAUCAUAUUUUACCGGAAAGAUGGCCAGAUCUAAAGGAGGUAAGAGCAAAGUAAGAUGAACUACUGACCCCGAUGUUGGCUUCAUGCAUACCUUGUUUACCGUGUCCGUACCAAAAGAUCAUUUUAAACGGUCAAUGGCCGUAUUUAUACUAGAAGACGUCUUAGACGUUAAGACGCAUUAAACGUCUGACUGUUAAGCGUGUCGUUAAGUGCGUCCCGUUUUUAUACUAGACGACCUAAACUUCUGAGACGACUAAUUCAUCUGUUAAGUGCAUCGAUCGGACGCACUUAAGGCCCGUUUCAAACGUCGUGCUACUGCCGUGCCGAACUCAAUUGCUCGAAUUAAAUUCGACUUAAGCACGGCAGUAGCGCGACGUUUGAAACCAAGUCGUGCUACUGCCGUGUAGCACGGCAAGGCUUGCCGUGUUACACGGCAGUAGCUCGACUUGGUUUCAAAUGUCGUGCUACCGCCGUGCCUAACUCAAUUCAUAAAUUAUAAAUACAUUAGAAUACACUUAAAAGUUUGCUAAACCGUUUCUAUAUUUUUUUGUUUUGUUUUCGGCAGCAGCCGUUUUAUUCGUCUGAAACCAAGUCGUGCUAGUGUCGUGCUGCAGCAGGGGCGGAUCCAGGGGGAGGGUGCAGGGGGUGCACACCCCCCUGGGAUGACCUGCGGCCACUUUCUAAUUAACACUGUGCAGUCGCUUGACAGACAUACAAAAUCUGCUGUAUCGUUUGAUAUGUAUUCUCAGCAGUUCACAUUACGUUAUUUCCUAGUCAAAAGCCAUCUUUUUCGUAUUCGCUUUUAAAAUUUUUUACAUCAUCGGUCAGUUAGUGGUGCACCCCCUCCUAAGAAAAAUCCUGGAUCCGCCCCUGUGCAGUCGAGCCAGCUUGGCACGGCAGUAGCACAACGUGUGAAACAGGCCUAACUUCAGAUGUUUUAUUCGUCAGACGUUUAAUGCGUUUGCCUUAUUUCCCGUAUUAAUACUACACGUCUAAGUCGUCUAAGACAUCUUAGACGUACUCUAGUAUAAAUACGGCUAAUUAACAUCUAGUUUCUUACAUCGUAAGGUAAUUGCCAACGAGCAAGCCAAGCAAGGACGGUCGGCUUGCGAGGCGGCCAGCUUAAUGCCACGCAAAGUUUUGCAGGCGGCAGAAAAAUUCUCGAUCGUGGGGGUGAAAAGUGUAAUGUAAGUGUAAUGUAAGGUGUAGAUUCCCUGGAGAUUUUAGUGGCGUUAUAUUUCACAUGUAGUUUCACGUGACUUUUGAUGACCUGGAAAUUCUUGCCUCAGCAGCUGAAAUGGUUUUAUAAACAUUGGAACUAAAAGCAGUUAUGUAGGCAAAUUCCUUUUCUUUCGUUGGCACUUAAUAGCAAAAGCUAUGUACAACUAGUUUUGUAAAUAGUCCUUUCUCUGUAAUUGCUCCUGCUGAUUUUCUCUUCUGCUAGGUGUUCAGCACCUAGCUGAACACCUAGCUCAUUUCAUUGAAAGCAUGCGGAAUAUGAUCAUCCGGGAGAGACGGAUUACAUGUUGGAGUCCUCAUAGUCGUAAUGCAUCAGUCAAUUCCACCUGCGCCCACGCCCCCAACUAGAAUCAUUCUUGUUUAGUUAUAUUUGGAUAGAAAACCACAUGCAUGUCAAAAGCUUGGGGGCUGCUGCAGGGUUGGCAAAUGCCCGAACCCCCGGGCCACACAAAAUUUGCUAAUGCCCUACCCCUGGGACUCUCAAGACGAGCAAAUACCCCUCAGUGGUGCAGUAGCCCUGAUAAGGGAGGGGUGAUGGGCAUACAUGUGACUAGAAUUGAUUGAUGCAUAACUGACAGACAGCCAAUAAAAUCGCAACUUAAUAGACCAACCAGAGUUCAAUGCCAUCAAUUGGCACAAAACAACUCACUUUGACUCUGAAGAUGACUACUCCACUGCUUGUCGAAAUGUUAGUCACUGUCGACAACAGUGCUCUUCAGGAAUACACUCACCUUGAUGAUCAUUUUUAUUAUUCCACCUUAUUAUUUACAAUGCUAUUUGCUUGUUUGUUGGUUGACACACUUAGUGCCCACAGCCACAAAAUACUUGAUGUACUCACACUUAUUAAUUUUCCCUGUAAAGCACAGAGAGAAUUCCUGUCAAUUUUGAGGGUUUUUUAAUACAUCCAGUCUAUUCAGCAGUAUGUCCUUCUUACCAGUGUUUUGUAGUGAUGUUCAUCACGACAGAGCAAGAGAAAAAUUUGCUUAUCCACUUGUCCUUCGGACAAGCACUACAUUAAAUGUAGGUGUCCGAAACCCAAGUGUUCUCGUCCAAACAGUUUUGCUUGAAACUGGAAACUUAAAAAACAAUUGGGCAUUUAAUGUUUUUAAUCAACCACAUUUUCAGCUUUGUAAAUUGUUUUUGACUUAAAGCUUAAUAUAAUAUCAGGCACAAUUUCAAUUUUGAGCCUGGGAAUUAGCUAUGUCAUAACAGGCCUGGUUACUAUGGCCAGGUUCCUAUGGAGCUCAUAAAAGCAAAUGAAAUGGCCGCAGAAUGGCGAAGUUAUAAGGAAUACUUAACCUUAUUUUGUCAAGUAUGAGGCUUGCUUUUAUGAGUAUAAGAUGUAUUUUAGUUCUACUGUAAUUUGAUGUUUCUGUAUUUUUUCUGAUUAAAAAUGUACAAAGUUUGUCCUACAGACAAGUCAUGUCAAAGGUUUACAUGUCUGAAGUAAAUUUCUACCUGUCGCGGACAAUCAGACAUAGAUUUUGGCUCACCCUGUCACAAGAUAAUGGAAAUGAUAGCAGAGCCAGAAAAUUGUGCUUGACAGUUUCAGUUUACAUGUAAAUAAUAAUAGUGACAAGUGCCUUCAUGUGCAUAUAAUGCUAAAAGGAGUUUUUUUAUUUGCAGCGAUAUGGUUAUGGAGGUUGGAUACAACUUCAUCAUCACUGUAAAGUAAGCAUUUAAACUUAAAAGUUUAAAAUAAUGGCUUGGUGCACGCUACUGGUGUACACAAGUGUAGCACAGUGCCUAUGCAUGAUUCACGUUCAAGAAAAGGCAAGGUUUUUGUGCCAGAGCGCGGGAAAAAAUAAACAUACAAAGGCAUGCAGUGUAGGCACUGUUAAGGCAUGUUUUAAAUAUUGUUAAGGCACAUUUUAGAUACAGUUUGAGCAUAUUUUAGGCACUGUCAAAGGACUGUUGGGCAAAGAGCAUAAAUCUAGCCACAAUUACUAGGAGGAAAUGACUCAGACAUUUGCUGUUUUUAAACCAUUUGCCUCAUAAGUGGGUUUUUUGUAGAUAUUUUUACAAUCUGGUUAUCUUUCUUUGUAUUUUAGGGCAAAGCUAAGAUGAUGAAAGAUGGGAAGCUUUUUCGUGAAAUAGAUGAGAACUGCUGGUCUCCGGAAGCACGAAUCAAAGACAUGGAUGCGACAGGUCUGUGUAUGUUAUGGUAGAAUGUUAUUCCUACAGGUUUAACUUUUACUUCCCUUUGUUUUAUACUCAAAUAUGUGAGUACAAUUCAUAGAAACCAGGGAUAACAUUAAUUUUGAGCCAUAAUGUGUGUUUUAUAAUGUGAGUGUGGUAACAUUAUUUUUCAUUGAUGUUGCGAAAAGCUGGCUUUUAGCUACACUGUAAUUUCACUGGCUGAAAAAGAGCUUAGCACCAGCUUGCAAAACAACGACAUUUAGUAACUCUAAAGGUACUGUUGAGUUAAAAAGCUGGCUUAACUAAUAAAAAAGCUUGCUCAGCUUUUUCUUAGGUUCAACCGUGAAUGUUAUUACAAUGCAUCUGUUAAAAUGCUAUGGUGUGAUUGUGCGCAAUUAAUUGUUUUCUAACACAUGCAUAAACAUUUAGUGGUGACAGUAAUGCUCAAAGACAGGUUAAGGGACCUUGUGUGCAAGUAAGUUAGCACCAUUUCCAUGUGUUUGUGCAUUAUUUUAUCAUUGGUCAUUAGGCAAUUUGACCAUAAUCCAGUCUCACCUUUCAAAAUUGUAUCUAGUGACAGCUUGCAAAGUGGAGCACACGUAUAAUUAUGUACAUGCAACACAUGUACACGGAGAAGAGUCCCCAACACUUCACAAUUCGCCAUUACCCAGGCACUUUGUGUUUGAUUGUACCUCAGCAUUAAUGUGACUGCAGCCUUAUUUAGAUUGAUUACUGACUAGGGAGUUUAAAAUCUUUCCACUUUCAGGUGUUACUGUUCAAGUGGUCUCUACUGUUCCAGUGAUGUUUAGCUACUGGGUAUGCAUGUGGAAAGAGCUUUGUUUUGAAAUUUGCCAUGCAAUACAUGUAGAUCUAUAGAUAGAUGGAAUAACAGACACGAUUCCUACGAGGAAUCGAUUGAUCUAUAUCAAAAGCUUCAUCUUUUUACGGCAACAGAGUUAAAUUUGAGAUAGGGAGUAUAAAUUAUAGAUAUUGCUCGUGGUUUGUGGAUAAAAACGAACUUAAAACUGAGAAUUAACAUAGCCAGCGAAUUCGGCAUGUUAGCGAACUCAAACAGAUAGCUUUUCUAUGUUUAUACUUGUCAAAGGUUGCCCAUCACGUUACCCGUCUUCCAUAUCCGCUUCGACAGAAAAAUAAUUCCAAGGGAUGCCAUAAUACGGAUGACCAAGCUGUUCAAAUGGCCUGUUGUCUUUAACGAACGGGUGAUGAAGUCGUCCGAACAUUAAUUUUGAAUGCAUUCUUGGCUAUACUAGUCUUAACCUAUGGAGGAUCAAAUUAUGCUUUGCAUUUCUUGUACAUUCAUGUUUUGAUUGAAAUAAUUAGACAUUGUUAAUGUCCCUCUGAUGUAAUAUAUGGUGCAAGAUUGAUAAGGGCCUUAAAAAAAUACCUUUACUCUGUAAGUACAGUAUUCCAAUCUUGAGCCUGGUUCUCAUAUGCCACCGAUGCAUCUGCAACAUAGCUGCAGGUACUUCCUGGGAUACUGCUCCAAUAUGAGAACAGAAGUGGCCAGCAACAUUGGUCAUCCUAGCCUUUACUGCCGGCAUGCCUGCUUAGUUGACUCCAGUUCAACUUCGCAAGCAUUCCAGCGGUAAAAUACUGCUAUGGCUCCAGUUGCCAGUGGCGCAUGUUUUCAUUCGUGCUAGAAGUAACCCACGGCCAGGUGGUACUGGAGGCAUAUAUACGUCAGCGUCAUAUGAGAACCAGGCUUUACAGUGUCUUAGUUUUUAGGGCUCUCACCAAUGUUGAUAUUCAAGGCUGUAAAAGUCUCAUAAAUGCGUCAUUUUGUUUCAUGUUAUCAAGGCUAAGCCUGAAGAUACACUGGAUUUGUGCCGCAUACUGAAUGAUGAUCUUGCUAAAAUUGUGAAGAAGUAUCCUAAGAGAUUUGUUGGACUUGGAACACUUCCGAUGCAGGUUUGAUUUGGAAUUUAGUUACCAUUUGCCAUGCGUUAUGUAAAUCAUUACAGUCAUUCAUUGAUUGACACCCACUCUGUAAAAGUGCUCCUCACUUCCUUAAGUUGUUAAUUUGUGUGCGCACGUGCAUGUAAGAAUCUGGUUUAAAAAGAUCAAGAAGCUUGUUAUGUUGUUCCAAAUGCCCAAAGAAACAGGAUGUGAUUUUUUUCUGUUUGUUUCAUUAUUAUUAUUAUUUAAAUUAUUAUUUUUAGUUUUAAUAAAGUAAUCCCAUUAGCUUACUUUUAAAUAUAUAUACUUAAAACUUGUUUGAAGUCUGGACAACUUACAUCAUGCUGUAUAAUAAUAAUAAUAUUAUAAUAAUAACAAACUAACAAAAUAAAAAUAUAUAAUUAUUAUAUAUUAAUUUUUUAUUUUGUAAGCAGUCAGUAGUGGGAAAUAUAAUUAAUUUUAAUCUUGUUUUACAGGCACCAGAACUUGCAGUUCAAGAACUGACAAGAUGUGUAAAGGUGAUUGUUAUUUAGAACUUAUGAAGGCUGAGCCCUAAGGAAAAUUUAUUGGCAGCCCAGAAGCUAUGAUCAUUGUUGAAAUCCAGGCUGCCAGCACUGAGUUUGUGGGAAAUCUAGAGGCUGCUGGGUUACCCAGAUUGCUAGAGACUUUUCAUGUGUGGUUGGCAUGCAGCUUUAUCACUUGUUCGACCUUUAGCCAAAAAUGUGUUAACCUGGCCAACACUUAAGCAUCCUGCUGCAUGCAUUAGAAAAAAUCCUCUGGCAGUGCACCCAGGGUAGGUUGGACUAGUCCAGCCUAAACACAAUCAUUGUGAAUCGAGACUGUUCUGCCAGAUCGGUCUAUUCCAAAGUAAACUGUACAUUUGGGCAGGGCAGGGAUUGUUUUUUUUUUUUUUAAAAAACGUUGAAACAAACCGACUUGUGUUUCACUAUCAAUAUGACCACAAUUCAGCUGGCCAGUUUUGACAUUUGGUAAUUAAGUGCCUUAUAUAGCACAGUAAAGAAAUGCAAGUUAAAGUGGUUUGGGCAUGUGUCAAGAUCAUCAGGGCCUGCCAAGACAAUUUUACAAGGAACUUUGCAAGGAGGGAGAAAAAAGGGGCCGACCAAAGAAGCGUUGGGAGAAUAAUCUCUGAGUGGACAGGGUUGAAGUUUUGCAAUGCCGUAAGAGAAGCUGAAAACAAAAUCAAAUGGAGGGAGAGGUUUGCUAUGUCCGUGGCAUGUCAACAGUCAUUGACUUUGGGAUAGGUGCAGGUGCAGGUGCAGAUAGCAUAAUGCUUUGUCUCGACACCAGAAGUGAAAAUUUAGUUAAUUGCCAGGGGCAACUGGGUACUGCCAGAGUUGCAGCUUUACUGAAUGUACACUACAAUGUUUUCUCUAGCAUAGUUUUGAUUUUCGAAGUAUCAGAUUACUUUUGAUAAAUUUAUUUUUGAUAUUAAUAAUAUUAAUUGUUGCUUAUUAUUAAUAAUAAUUAUUAUUGAUAACAAUCAUUACAUUUAUGUUAUUAAUAUUGUUUUAAUUUCUCUAAUAAAAUUAUGACAGGAACUUGGUUUCCCAGGUGUUGAAAUUGGUAGCCAUAUUAACAACUGGAAUCUUGAUGCUCCAGAACUAGAUCCUGUGUUUGCUGUAAGUAAUUUUUAUUAUCAGUGCAUUCUGUCUCAUGAAAAUGUUAGUAAUGUCUGCAUUUAGUGUCAGAGCCGCCAUAUACCUUCAUAUACAUCUGCAUACAUGUAUGGUCUUAUUUCACUUGCUCAUGUGUACUGUGUAGCACCAGGGUGCAGAGAAAGUCAGUUUUACAGCCUGCCAUUCGGGCAAGCUGUAGCUAGCAUUUACUGGCCCACAAGUCAUUUCAAAUAGCCCCAAAUAAAACCCUUUUUGAUUAGCAGGAUUGAUUACAAUCCUUCUGUAAUAUGAUUUUCCCCAGAAAACAGCACACGACUUUCUUUGCACGCUGGUAGCUCAUGUAGGUCUAAACAAGGCCAAGGGAGAUGACAUGAGAGUCCAUGACAGCGUACCUUCAUUAUGUAGCAGGUUAAUUUUCCUUUAAUCUCAUCUACAUUGGCUCACACUUUCCUCAAAGAAAAGUGAGAAUAAUCUCGGUUUAAAAACUUUAACUUGAAAUCAAAUGUGACCUGUAACAUAACCUGCACUCAGCCCACCUAUUCUCCCCAACAUCCUGAGUAUGCUUCUACAUUGCAUUUUUCAUCCAAAAAUUGACCAAUUUAUUAUAUUAUAAACAAAAAUGUUGUCUAUUACAUGUAGGCUGCUGAGGAAUUAGGCUGUGCUAUCUUUGUUCAUCCGUGGGAUAUGGAGUUAGGAGGAAGAAUGUCCAAGUACUGGUUGCCUUGGCUUGUUGGUAAGUAAAUAUAUUGUACCAGAAGCUUAUAACCCUGAAGCAUAUAACUAUGUUGCAAUGCUGGAGGUUUUUAGGGGAACCAUUCAAAAUUUACUUCCUAAGGUACAUCUUGAAGUGGAUGGCUUGUUCAGUGGAAGAUUUUGUCUGAAUGAAACCCAAUUUUACGGAAUCUUCAACACAAGUUAAAAUUUUAAAGGAGUCAUUUCAUAUAUCCUUUCUAAUAGCCGUAAAACGAGUCACUGAUGGAGAGAAGGGGGGUAAAAUAAGCACACCGCCGGCAUCAGGUUUGUCAUUCUAAUGAGCACUAUUACCGACGUAAAGGGCCGUUACCUUGACCUUUGACCUCUCCAAAAAUGAUGUAUAUUAUGCAUGUUAGUAUCAGGGUUUCAGGGGUUGUUGGUUGUUGCUUUUGCAGGAAUGCCUGCUGAAACUGCACAGGCGAUCUGUUGCAUGAUCUUUGGUGGUGUUCUGGAACGAUAUCCAAGACUCAAAGUGUGUUUUGCUCAUGGAGGUAUACAUUAGUUUUAUCAAGCACAACAUGUUUUGCCUUAUCACAUGCUCAUACAUGUACAUAACAUUGUAACUCUUGUUACAGGCCUGUUUAGGCAAGGGAACCCAAAUAGGUGAGGUAACUUGUGGCGGGUCACCCCACCUAUCAUGUAAACAUGAUCAAAUUAAAAUGAGAGAUUACCCUUAGACAGGCGGGUUACCUCACCUAAGCGGGUUAUUUCACCCACCUGGGGUCCCCCACCUCCAUGUAAACAGGCCCUUAGUCUGCGUAGCCGGCGGAAUCAUUCACGCAACGUGCGGAGAAUGCGAAGGAGACACAUUUUUUUGCGGCUAAGCCGCGAGAAUGGCGGCUUCGCGCCGCCAAAACUUGCACGCACCCAAAAACAGUAGACUUUUUAGCUUGUUUGUUUUGUUUUCCUAUUUCAGACAACAUAAUGGAGCCCCAGAGAAUUUUUUCUUUCAAAUGUUGUUUUAUGCACGUGAAUCCACGUGCAUAUGUAUCCUUGGAGAACAUCACGUGGUCUGAAUUAGGAAAACAAAGCAUACAAGCUAAAAAGGUCUAUUCCGCCAGCUACGCAGGCAAAACUCUUGUAGGACACUUAAAGAAUAUCUUCUAUACAAAGUUACAAUGGAGGUCAAAAGUGUUGGGACCUUUCCAGUGAUAUUACUAAAACUAGCGAACCCUCCCCUCCCACAGCAAACAAAGUUGAAUUUGGAGCAAAAUGGAAAUGAGUGCUUUUUUCGGCCACAACAUUGCUAGGGGAAGGUGGGGGGGACGACGGGAUGAACCCAAAGCCGAGCAAAAAAUUGUCCUUAGGAGCAGAGUCCUAGGGAACUAUUGCUGGGAAGGGCUUUUUCACACAGUCCCAAGUUCUUUUGUCCUCCAUUGUGGCUUUUUUUCCCCUUCAAAUAUAUAUAUUUUUUUCUUUCUUUCUUUUUUUAAUGUUUUCUUGCAGGAGGAGCAUUUCCAUUCACUAUUGGUCGUAUUGAACAUGGCUUUAAUGUCAGACCUGAUCUCUGUGCUGUUGAGAAUCCAAUAAAUCCAAGGUCAGUUCACUUGUAAUACUCCUAUAUCGUAACUUUCCAUCCUUUGUUAAUCAAUGACUUAUGGCUGGACAUGAACACUCGCCAAGUGAUUGCAAGACAUGGGAAUAGUCAGAAAUAAUAUUCAUUCUUUGUUGUCUCCGUUCAUGUUUUAGUUAAUUUGUUGUCGUAGUGAAUAUAAAUCCUUUAUUGUAACUCGACCAAUACCUCCCUUUGGAGAGUAACGCGCAAAAAAGAUAUACUACACUAUAAUAUACUACACCACACUGAACUACACUAAUUCUGCUGGGGAACAUCGAGGCCCAAAAAAAAUAACUAUUUCAUAAUCGUCCAGCCUCGAAAAAGAGCCCACUUUCAAGGUCCAAAAUUUUAAUAAGGGGCGCUUAAUCGAGUAAAUACGGUAUGUCCUAAACUCCUUGUUUGUCUUGUUUCGACUUCUUUUCUGCCUUCACCAUUCUUUCGUCACUAUCCUUGACAUCUGCAAGGUGGAUACCUCUUUUAAGAAGGACACUUCUCUACCAUCCUUCAACCAUUUUCUCUGACUCUUCACGUGGUGGUUAUCCUCCAAAAAGGACACCUAGAGUUGGUCCCUUUUGUUCCUCAGUCACUGUCUAUAAGGUGGCUAUUUCUUUAAGCAGGACUCGUGGAGCUGUUCAGCCAUUUUUCAUGGCUCUCUGUUAUCGGUCGUUUCGUUACAAGUUUAUUCAGUCAAGUUGUAAAUACUUUAACCUAUUUGGCUUAAAGAACGAAGAAUAUUCACCCAAUCUGUAACGCGCAAACUAUGCUUAAAGUGUUCAAAAUUUUUUUGCAGUUUCACUGCUUGAGUUCGUAUCGAAACGACCGGUUACCCGCUCUUGAAGGUAGACACCCAUCUAAGAUGGUGACUGGUCAUUUCGCCCACGAGUCGUUUCGCUAACGUCUCUGUCGCAAACGUCUUUAGUCGUUUCGCUUAAGGAAGUAAACAAGCACUUCACAUGCAUAUACCUCGUUCUUUCAGCCAUUACACGAAAAAGUGUGGAACACAUGUACAGGUUGUUUCUUUAGCCACUGAUCUGGCGAGAGCAGUUAGGAAACUGACCUAACACGUUUGCGAAACGACUUAAGAGUUAAGACGUUGGCGAACAGGACGUUUUCGAAACGACUCAUCACGCCGAAUUUUUUAAGAGCCGAACCUAAUACAUUGAAUAAAGUACAUGAAAGUUCGGCGUCAUGAAUCAAUUAGGAACGCCUGUUUCAAUUUGGAACGGCUUAGCCGUUCUUUUCGCCUAUCCCGGCCGGGAAUUUCGCCUUUGGUCGCGACUUUGGAACGGCUUUGAUUCAGACGCAUAAAUUAUUAUAACGUAUUUUGCAAGCAGUUUGACCAAAAUGAGCACUUAGUUCAGCUGAAAUUAAGAUCGGCGUCUGAAUCAAAUCAGCUGGUUUAAAUAAUUUGGGUCGACCUUACAGUCAAACCAGGUCAAGCGUUCCCGUCGCUAACGAACUAAUGAAUUCAUUCACGGAAAAAUGAUUUCGUUUGUUGAUUCAAUAAUCCAUUCAUAAAAUGAACAAUCCAAUAGUCAUAUUUAGCCUCGAUUCAAUAAUCGAAUGUUGAUUCGAUUACUGUUUUUUGAAAAAUUACACUUUCCACAAGUUGACCUCAGAAUUUUGUUUUUUCCUCUUUUUGUUCUGAGAGUCGAGUGCUGGCGAGUUCUGAAGUUCAAACCAAACAAACUGUUACAUGUACGCCAGUUUGCUGCCAAUAAUCAGUGCAACAGACCUAGGCCUGACCUCUUAGAAAACACGACGGUCAAACUGAGGUCGGUGUAUGUGCGGUGAUUGGUGGAUUUCGAUCCUCGGCCUUUGUCAGUUUCUUUGCGUUUGCGGUUUGUCUAUUCUAGCUGUUAUUUUGAUUAAAGGCAAUGAAAAACGCAAUCGUAAACGGCAGGAAAAGGGAAGCAAACACGAUUGAACACAACAGACAAGAAUAAAGAACAGGUAGAUUUUGUUCAUAAACCAAAUCAACAUUUGAUUAUUGAAUCGAGGUACAAUUUGACCGUUGGAUUAUUCAUUUUAUGAAUGGAUUAUUGAAUCAACAAACGAAAUCAUUUUGCCAUUAAUGAAUUCAUUAGUUUGUUAGCGACGGGAACGCUUGACCUGGUUUGACUGUAAUUCGAGUUAGGUUCGGCUCAUGAAAAGUUCGGCGUCUGAGCCGGGCCUAAGACCGCCCCUUUUGUCGCAUCCAACAGUCUCUGUGCGAGUUUGCUGUGUACUGUAGCAGUGUUUAAUUGAUUUUGUUAGGUGUAUUCUUUAUAAUCUCACAAUACUUUCUAGACUACAAACAGAACCUUAAAAUAAUGAAUCAUUCGUUAUAAUAUUGAAUGUUUCAGAAAGUACAUUUGUCAAAUAUAUACAGAUAGUCUUGUCCAUGAUGAAAAAGCUCUUAAAUUACUGGUUGACACCAUUGGUCAGGUAAAGAGUUCAGUGACUUUUGGUUAUGAUCUAUUUAAUAAACUGUGAAAUUUAUGCAAGCAAAAAUUAACAAGACGUGUACUUAAAGGGGUUUAUGUCACGCUAUUUGCUAUCGUUUGUCUUUGCAUCAACUGAAUUCUAAAAGUGACGGUCCAGGUUUGUUAUUUCAGACUACAUAUAGGCAUGGAAACCGUUUCCUGUGGUCUGUUUCUACGAACGGCAAGGCUGUACGUGGAUUAAAACUUAGUUUUGAUGUUGCCUGCGUAGCAAGCCUUUCCGUAGCAAGCGUUUCGUUUCCACCCCGACAGUGAUUUAGUUCUUCUUUUGCGUAGGUUUUUACUAACAAGGUGAAGUUUUAGUAAGCCAUGAUGAGAUUGUGACUAGUUGUGUUGAUCAAGAAUGAGCUGACGUGUGCAAGUCUGAGUCACCAUUAAAGUUGUGUUUUCAACAAUCUUCGUUUGUGUGCAAAGCGCGCUUGUCCCCUGUACAGACAUAAAAUUGAAAAAAAUAAUAGUAAUAAACCUUCAAGCUCUCAAUUUUCUCAUUGCAGCAAGCGUGGGCUCAUUAUCCUGCAUGUGUAUUUUUAUUAUUUUUUUUUUUUUGUAGGAGAAUGUUAUUUUAGGCAGUGACUACCCGUUUCCUCUCGGAGAACAUCAUCCAGGAAAACUCAUCGAGGAUGUGUACAAAGACGACCUGGAACUUAGAGUAAGAAAACAAUCACAUUCAGUUUCACGGUUUUUUUUUUUUUUUUUUUUUGGCCAUUGGAGAUAUGUCCAGGAUCGAUCUUGUUAGCAAAAAUUUGCUAGCAAUUUUUCUUCGCAAUUGUCGCAAAAGAAAUGACUGAGAAAAAAUUAUGUCAGAAAAUCACUUACAAAUAUCGCAAAAAUCGCAAGAAUAACAAAUCUAACAAGAAUCAAGACUUGGAAACAAAAGAAGCCAAGAAGAACCCCGAAAUGUCCGCAAAAAUCGCAAAAGUAACAAGGAUAUUUUUUGCUCGCUGAAAACGCUCGGCUUCUUUUCUUUCUAAGUCUGGAAUUUUGUUACAUUUGUUAUAUUUGUUUGCGAUAUUUGUCAUGCGUGUUUUUAGCUAGCAUGAAAAAUCCUUGUUACUUUUGCGAUUUUUGCGAUAUUCGCGGACGUUUCGGGGCCCUUCCUGGCUUCUUCUCUUUCUAAGUCUUGAUUAUUGUUAGAUUUGUUAUUUUUGCUAUUUCUGCUACAUUUGUUACUCAAUCUUUUCACUUAGCAAGGAAAAUUCCCGUUACUUUUGCGAUUUUUGAGAAAUUUGCAGACUUCACGAAGCCCUUCUUGGACUUUUCUCUUUGUAAAAGUAGAAUUUUGAAAAAUUUGUUUUUCCUGCUAUUUUUGCCAUAUUUGUUACUCAAUCUUUUCACAUAGCAUAAAAGUUCUUCUUACUUUUGCGACAUUUGCUAUUUCUUCUAUACUUUUCUGAUAGCAGUUUUCUUUAUAUUUUUGCUAAAAUUGUGAAAACAAUUUGCUAGCCAACUUUUGCUAACAAGAUCGAUCCUGGACAUAAGUGUGGUAACGUGACGUCACACUUCUCCUCUCUAUAAACAUUGGUAUCGCUUGAUUACAAUGGAACCUCGAUGACGUUCGCUAAAACAAGGUUUGGUUAUAUCGAGGUUCUUUUCCAUACAUUAUACUGUAACUGUGGCAGAAAAUGGUUUCGUUAUAUCGAGGUUCCACUGUACGAAAGAGAAAUAAAAAUAGGCCUCACCCCUCUCCCCAGGUUUUGACUUUUGUCCCAAUUCCCCCCCCCCCCCCCCGCCAAUUCUCUUUUGAAGAGGUUUAGUCCUACCCUACUUUAGUAGAUUGUUCUACAUGUACUUGGCAAUUCAACAGUUGAUCAACAAAUAUUAGUGAAGAUCGAACAAAAUGGUUCUCAAUUAAUUCCCUGUUUUUUUGGAAAAUAGGUGGAGUAAUUGCUAGGGGGGUGUAUUUGCCCAUCAUCAAAUCUCCCGUUCAUCAUUCGAUUCACAGUCCCCUAAUUUUCCGUAAGAUCGUCGGGCGUUUACGGGCGGCAAUCUUGGAUAGGUAAAGCCCUACGCCCGCUCCCUCGGUUCAUGUUUACUAGUUAACCGUCCGUUCCGGUAAGCUAGCGCUCUAUCCUGUCGAUCUUACGAAGAAAUAGGGGACUGUGAAUAGUCUAACUUCAGAUAAAAACCUUUUAAUUCAAAAUCCAUCUCCUGUUGUAGGAUAAAUUGUUAGGCGGAAAUGCUCUAAGAUUUCUUGGAUUGAAAAGGUCGCAGUUUGACGAAGACCCUGCGGAUAAAGCGGAUUCAGUAGAAAGCUAAUAGUGCAGCGGACUGAAUAAUUAAAUGUUUUUCUGUUAGUUAUAGAAUGAAGUAACUUUUAAAAGUAAACAGACUAUUAUGUCUAUAAAUGCAUUUUGACGGAGGUUAUUUAUAAUGUCCUCUGUUUUUCGGCAUCUUGGUGUCUUCCUUUUUUAAAAGAGCCUUACCGAAGGAAACAAGUCUAAACUGUGUUAAUUAUUGAAACAAGUUCUUAUUUAUUCGUAACUAUUCUUGUACUUUAUUUUAAUGACUAUGAUAUACUUGUGAAUACGUUAUUUAAAGCGGUUAAGGAUGGCUUUACAGUAAAAGUACACUUAAAAAAUACGGAUUUAUAUUCAAGUGCAGAACGCAGUUGAUGUUAAGCGCAUUGUUACUCGAUUAGCCUUGUUUCAGUGAAGGUCAGUCUCGAUCCUCAAACGGAAGUCAUAAAGCAAUGAACUACAGUGGAACCCCGUUAAUGUGAUCACCGUUGGGCCAUAAAAUCCUAUAGUCGUGAAAAUGAGGUGGUCGCAUUAACGGGUGAUUUUCGAAAAAAAUAAAAAUUAAAAUAAGCCUGAUUUCUACGUUUGAAUCGAGAGAAUAUGGUCGUAAUAACGAGGUGGUCGUAUAAACGGGUGUGCGUAUGGCGGGGCUCCACUAUGUUGCUAUUAAAAUUAAUAAACAGGCGAGCUUGUACCCUAAAAUAAUUCAUGCC